ACUGGUUUGACGGCAAACUAGAGGACCCGUCUUCUGCUCUGGAGUGGGGAGCUGUCCAUUUAACAUCCUCUGCAUAACUAACUCUCACUACUCAGGCAUAUUAAUAAUCAACCAUGGCUGUCUACAAGCUGGUGCUGAUCCGCCACGGAGAGAGCAGCUGGAACCAGGAGAACCGCUUCUGCGGCUGGUUCGAUGCAGAUCUGAGUGAAACCGGAGAGAAGGAGGCGAAGAGAGGAGGACAGGCCCUGAAAGAUGCUAGCUAUGAGUUUGACAUCUGCUACACCUCCGUGCUGAAGCGGGCCACCAGGACGCUGUGGCUGGUCAUGGACAGCAUUGACCAGAUGUGGGUGCCGGUGCAUCGGACGUGGCGGCUCAACGAGCGCCACUACGGAGGCCUGACGGGGCUCAACAAGGCAGAGACGGCCGCCAAGCACGGAGAGGCUCAGGUGAAGAUCUGGAGGCGCUCAUUUGAUACCCCACCUCCCCCCAUGGGCCCAGAACAUGACUACUACGGUAUCAUCAGCAAGGAUCGUCGCUAUGCAGACCUGACUGAGGACCAACUUCCUUCCUGCGAGAGCCUUAAGGACACCAUCGCACGGGCGCUGCCCUUCUGGAACGAGGAGAUCGCCCCUCAGAUCAAACAGGGAAAGAGGGUGCUCAUCGCUGCCCAUGGGAACAGUCUGAGGGGGAUUGUUAAGCACCUGGAAGGAAUGUCUGAUGAAGCCAUCAUGGAGCUGAACCUGCCAACAGGCAUCCCCAUCCUCUACGAGCUCGACAAGAACCUGAAACCCGUGAAGCCGAUGCAGUUCCUGGGAGACGAGGAGACUGUACGCAAAGCCAUGGAGGCCGUGGCUGCUCAAGGAAAGGCCAAGAAGUAAAGACACCGAGAAGCCCUCUCUGUGUACGACAGAGUAGGUUGCCCCUAACAACUGACCUCAGUUUAGUGUUUUUCCUAAAUCCUUAUUUAUUUUGGAUUGUAAUACAUGACGAGUACACUGUAAGGCAACCUCACUCUACUUGCACAGUGCAGGGAUAGUAGAUGGUGAAAGAUGGGGAGCCACAGCUCUCAAGAGAUUGUAAAUAUGUUUUUGCUAAAGCGGCCUAUUAAUAUGACAACCUUUAACCUGCUGAUAAAGGCAGUUUCUUAUCUGUGUACUUAAGUAUUUAAGUAAUAGCCCUUUUAAUAAUUAAAACAUUUAUUCAGUAAUUUAAAAAGAUGAUUUAUUUCUUGAGAAAUACAAAAGUAUUUAGCUGUGGUGUCCAUUUAGCAGGGAUGUUGAAGGGUAAUUAAACCAGUUACAGAAAAAAGAGGGAAAUUCUGGCCACAGUCAGAUAUCAAAGUCCAGGCUACAGCACGUGUUUUGAUGCUACAAACACAUCUAAGGUGGACAACACAAUUAAGACAAAGACCUUCUUGUUGCGGCCUCGGUUUUCUUAUGUUUAAACUGAAUGUCUCUGUGAGAUACUGUUUUUCAAAUGCACUGAUGGUGGUAAGGAAAGUUAUACCUAUGGGUGUCUGAUCAUACUGACUUCAUCAUUACCUGCCCAGGACAACUUUAAUAUUUAUUGGAUGACUUUAGUGGGAUAUUAUAGUCUAUUAUAAUUUAAUUUAAUAAAAGAUUUUUUUUUUUAAUGAAAGGGACCACCGCUAAGGAUGAACGACUUAUUUUCUAUCUCACUUUUCAAAACAUUUCAUUGAUGCAUUUCAUUGAUAAAGGGAUGUACGUUUGCAAUCUCUUGAGAGCCGGAUGGGACAGUUAGGACAGCUAAACAGUCCUUUUCUCUUAUUGUCUGUCUAUGUAUUUGUGCUGUGUCCUUGUAUGUUGUUGCUGUCUGUGUUGAAUCUGUUCUUUUUGCGUUUCAUUAAGUUUAUUCCAGUUUUAACGGUGCCAAACACUGCAUUGCUAUCAGCAUUGCACUGUGUAAGUGAUAAAUCCAUUAUUUGGAUUAUAGCCCCGCAGUUUCACAGUACCAUUGUGAAGCAUGACUGACAGAAGAUGAAAGGUUUCAAUUUAACCAUUAUUUUUGUUACUCUGUUUGGCCAUCUUUGUGUCUUGGUAUAGUCAAGUAUUUCACUCAGUAUUUAUGUGCCUCCAGCUCCUAUUCCUACAGUCAAUCCCUACAGCUGACCUCACUGCCUAAUGAGGAAGCAGUGGUGUUUUUUAGGAAAGCAGUGUCCCAUUAUGUCUUAAAGAAUCUUUCUUUUUUAAAUGUAAUUCCCUCUGUGUUGGUUAAAUGUAACCGAAAGCUCUGAUGGUAAUAAAUAUACAAAUCUAAA
Messenger RNA from Sebastes umbrosus (honeycomb rockfish), 2278 nucleotides. RefSeq names its product phosphoglycerate mutase 1. The coding region runs from base 114 to 878 and encodes 254 amino acids. Lineage: Eukaryota; Metazoa; Chordata; Actinopteri; Perciformes; Sebastidae. The transcript has 4 exons. Gene Ontology annotation, biological process: glycolytic process. The record is from RefSeq and is a predicted model, not a curated record. Gene Ontology annotation, molecular function: intramolecular phosphotransferase activity.